Molecule: messenger RNA, 1722 nt
Organism: Rubroshorea leprosula
Lineage: Eukaryota; Viridiplantae; Streptophyta; Magnoliopsida; Malvales; Dipterocarpaceae
Source: the annotation of a GenBank genome assembly
GUUAACUUUAAAUUCCUUAAUCACUUACCUAAAUUCUCAUUGACACCAUAAAGCCAGAAUUAAAAACCUAUAAUCAUUACAAAAACCAUUUCUGGCAUGUUAGAUAUACUGGUUAAUUGGGGCAUUAAAAGACUCCCAAAGGAAAAGGGCAUUAAAGAAACUUCAGAGUAGAUUUUCCUUUAAACCAAAAUAAAGCCUCUUUAAUUAAUUUAUUUAAUUUCCAUUUUUUCACUUUAUUUCUUUUCUUUCUUUUUUUUUUGGCCGUCGUCAAAAUCCUCCAUUUUAGCCGUCCGCCUGUCCCUUUCAAACGCAAAUAAACCCUCUCUCUUUCUCAAAACCACAACUUCUUUCUCUCUACCCCCCCCCACCUCACAUUUCUCUUACUCCACACUCUCCAACCGAAUUAACAACGAAAGCCCAAAACUACUAAAUUAUUAUGGAAGCACCCCAGUUCACUCAUGGCACCGCCUAUUGCUCCCAAUUGACGCCGGAGAAGCAUGGUUCCGGUGACCAUUUCAUCGUGGAGGACCUCUUGGACUUCUCCAACGAGGACGCUGUUGUAACUCAUGACAGCGCUGUUGAUUCUGUUGCCGCCCAAUCUAGGGAAUCCUCUACCGACGUCACCCUCAACGAUAGUUGCAAUUCCUCCUCCUUCUCCGGUUCUGAACCAAAUUUCGGGGGCGAUAUUGGUGGGUGCGGCAGGAGUUUUGGCGACGGACAGUUCGCGGGAGACCUGUCUGUGCCGCACGACGAUUUAGCUGAGCUUGAUCAAUGGCUGUCGAAUUUCGGGGAGGAAUCAUUCUCCAGCGAGGACCUGCAGAAGUUGCAGCUGAUAUCAGGUAUGAAAGCACGAUCCAACGGAGCAUCGGAGAUCCGAAGAUUUGAAUCCGAGCACAACCAAAGCAACGAUAACAUCCUCGGCAGUGCCGGUAACAAUACCAGCGGCAACCCAAUAUUCCAUUCGGAUAUGUCGGUGCCCGCCAAGGCUCGGAGCAAGCGGUCCCGUGGAGCCCCGGGAAAUUGGGCCUCUCGCCUCCUAGUCCUCAGUCCAACUACCUCUUCCUCGGAGCCCGACGUAGCUGUCCCCAACCCACCACCUCUCCCGACUGCCGGCAAAAAGCCAGGGAAAACGACCGCGUCCAGGAAAAAAGAUGGCGACGGAACUGGGGCCAAUGGGGAGGGCCGGAGGUGCCUGCAUUGCGCGACGGAUAAGACGCCACAGUGGCGGACAGGGCCGAUGGGACCCAAGACACUUUGCAAUGCUUGCGGGGUGAGGUAUAAGUCCGGCCGCCUGGUACCGGAGUACCGCCCCGCUGCAAGCCCGACUUUCGUGCUUACAAAACACUCCAACUCCCACCGCAAGGUGCUGGAGCUCAGACGCCAGAAGGAGAUGCUGAGGGCGCAGCAGCAACAGCAGCAGCAGCAGCAGCAGUUCAUGCACCACCCGAACAUGGUGUUCGACGUGUCAAACGGUGAUGAUUACUUGAUCCACCAACAUGUGGGACCGGAUUUCCGGCAGCUGAUUUAAUUAGCGGUGGCUUUUAGAACCGUGUAGGGCAGUUUAAGGCGGAGUUCUUCUCCUUUCUGAGGUUUAGCAGCUGAGUUGAUUAAUUAGUGAAUUUCAGUUAAUUUUUUUUCUUUUUUAUGAUUUUCGGUUUGAGAAAACUUUUGCCUACCCUUUUCUUUUUCCUCCUUAUUUUGAUAGACUGUUUAAUGAUCCCC